AUGGAAGACAGUCAGAGAGGAAAUACCUCCACAAUUACUUAUGUGAUCUUGCUGGGGUUUGGAGACUUCAGAGAAGUUGGGACUGUCCUCUUUUCUUUGUUCCUAAGCCUUUAUGUUGUCACACUGUGUGGUAACCUGUUACUGAUCCUCGCUGUCCAGACAAGCCCACGCCUUCAUACACCAAUGUAUUUCUUUUUGUGUCAUUUAUCCUGUGUGGAUGUUGGAUAUACUAGCAGCAUAGCCCCGCAGCUGCUGAAGGAAGUUUUGUCAGGUGGUGUCACCAUCUCCUUUACUGCCUGUGUGGUGCAACUCUAUGCAGUUGGAGCUCUGCUUACUGUAGAGUGUUUCCUCCUGGCCAUCAUGUCCUAUGAUCGCUUCUUGGCCAUCUGUUGGCCUCUGAGAUAUUCAGUGCUUAUGGACACCAGAACUUGUGUCAAGCUGGCUCUUGGAUCGUGGGUUGGUGGUUUUCUCUUUGUGGGAGCUGUGCUAAUUUUGCUUGCUAAGUUAACCUUCUGUGGACCCCACAUUAUUGAUGAUUUCUUUUGUGACUUCUUCCCCCUGGUGAAGCUUUCCUGCACAGACACUACAAUAGUGGAAAAAGUAGCCUUUGCUUCAUCAUUCCUAUCUUUGUCUCCUUUCCUUUGGACUUUGUUAUCUUAUGGCUGCAUCAUAUUCUGCAUUUUAAGGAUUUCUUCUUCCACAGGUAGAUACAGAGCCUUUUCCACCUGCUCCUCCCACUUGAUUGUUGUGAGUGUGUUUUAUGGCACCAUGAUUGUGGUAUACAUGACACCUGCAUCAGGAAAAACACUCAAUCUGAACAAGAUUUUCUCAUUACUCUACACAGUGCUUACACCCCUUCUCAAUCCUUUAGUUUAUAGUCUGAGAAACAAAGAUGUCCAAAUUGCUCUGAAGAAAGGAACUAAACUUCCAUGUUCAAUAAAGAAAUCCAGGCUAUGA
Messenger RNA from Chrysochloris asiatica (Cape golden mole), 957 nucleotides. RefSeq names its product olfactory receptor 493-like. Gene Ontology annotation, biological process: G protein-coupled receptor signaling pathway. Gene Ontology annotation, cellular component: membrane. Gene Ontology annotation, molecular function: olfactory receptor activity; G protein-coupled receptor activity. NCBI's taxonomy places the organism in Eukaryota, Metazoa, Chordata, Mammalia, Afrosoricida, Chrysochloridae. The record is from RefSeq and is a predicted model, not a curated record. The transcript has a single exon. Bases 1 to 957 code for a protein of 318 amino acids.